Daphnia pulicaria is the source of this 2148-nucleotide messenger RNA. RefSeq lists its product as uncharacterized. The transcript is spliced from 2 exons. Bases 1113 to 2051 code for a protein of 312 amino acids. Lineage: Eukaryota; Metazoa; Arthropoda; Branchiopoda; Diplostraca; Daphniidae. The record is from RefSeq and is a predicted model, not a curated record.
UGCAUCGGGUCAUUUCUCCAACGCGCAUGCAUACAUUUGAAAAAUAAUGCCUAAAGUACGAGAAGUCGAAUCUCUGGUCCAACUUUGUACGGACUGCAUUCAAAAAUCGAUUGAGAAUAUUAAAUUUCCAUCUGAUGUUUCAGCAACUAAGAGAGAAGGAAAUACGUUCAGAAUGAGCCAUCCGAUCUAUGAACUAAUUAAAUCUAUUUUUAAACUCUCUGUUAGCUGCAUUAAAAUAACGAUUGAAUGUAGAAAAUUUGUGCCAGACCUAUCGACAACUAUAAGAGAGAGCAAUGCGAUCAAUGUCAAUUCUGAAAUGGUUAGCGAUCCAUUUCAUAAAUUACGUAAGUUGGCCAAAAGACGAAAAAUCUAAAAAAAUACAAUCUUAUUUUUAAAUUUUAUUUAGUCGAAUCUAUUUUGAAACUCUGUUCAUGCUACAUAAAAAAAACGAUUGAGAAUAAGAAAUUUGCAUUCGACUUAUCCGCAGCAACCAAGAAAAAGGACGAUACAAUCAUUCUCAGUUCAGAAUUAUCAAAAAAUCCAUUUCCUAAAUUACGUAAGAAGACUGAUCAAAAAGGAUUUCUUUAAUGAGAGCUUAAACUAAUGUUCAUUUUUAAACUUUUAUUAGCCGUUCCUCUUUUGGAAAAGCUCGUUGGGUCUCUUACCAGCGGUAGAAAAUUAACACAUGAAAAUAUUCUAGAACAAAUAAUCACCUCACAACUUCAACAUUUGUCAUUUUCUCAAUACUCUGAGAGUUACUUAUUGAAUUUAUUUCCUAAGUUGGAAAAUUUGCUAGUUCUCAACCUUGAAGACGGCAAAAUAGGAAACGACUGUUUAAAAAGCAUUGGGACUUACUGUUCCAAAUUAAGGUAUUUCAACUUAAGAUCUUAUUAUUAUUUGUCAUUUUAAUUGUUGAAAGAAAAGACAUAACGAAAUCAUAAAAAAAUAGGUGGUUGAAUGUCACGAGAUGCGUUAAGGUGACAGACUCUGGAAUUCAAUGGCUCUGUGGCGAGGCUGAUUAUCCAGAGAUAGGAAAUGAAAAAUCGGGACUCUGUGAGACUCUGAAAAGACUGGAUCUUAUUUGCACUAGUGUUACACAGCGGGGAAUCCAAAUGGCUCUCACGCAUUUACUGUCUUUAGAAAUAAUUAAUCAUUAUGAUACCUUAGAAGCCUUGGUAAAAUUGGCUCAGUCAGCGGUAGUUUCAAAGCGUGUUGAUUGUUGCUACGACAAGUUUUCCGCAUCUGUUCUACACACUUCUCCUAAUAAGCCUUAUUUACAUGGUAGCCUUCAAGUAGCACUCUCUAUGUGCAAUUCACUCACUCGUAUCACAAUCUACGCAACCAAGGGAUUAAAAGACAGUGACCUUUUGUGCUUAAUUGAUAUUAAGGUGCUCCGCGGAUUAAAAAUCUUAAGGUCUGAUUCAAACGCACUCAAUGAAAUUACUUUUGACGGUGGCGUAUGUCCACUUCUCAAGGUAGUUGGCAACUCUUUAGCGUUUGGCACUGAUUGUUUCGAUUCAAUCUGUAUUCCGACCAUAGCCGAGUUAUGUCCCAAUUUAACUGCUAUUUAUUUUAAUAACAUCAGGGGCAUGCUUCAGAACGAAUUAAACCUUCUUCAAAUGGAAAAGAAUCCGACCAUUUUUAAGAAAUUAACUUAUGUUCAGUGUGUAUGGAGUUUUCCAUCCGAUAUCUUACUUUUUUUGUUAUCUUCUCCUUUACUUGAAGACAUUCAAUUUUUUUAUUGUCAGACGUUAACUGAUGAAGUCUUACGUAAUGCAGCCAAUUUUCAUGGAUUUCAUAAACUUGAAAUUCUGGAUCUACGAGAUUGCAACGUGGUGUCGGAGUAUGGUAUUAAUGCUUUACUUGUAGAAAACAUUCCACUUAAAAAAAUUAUUUUAAAAUCUUGUAAAAAUCUGGGUUCAAAAACUCAUUCAAAUUGGCUAUCGCUGAUUCGUCAGAAAAAUUGGAAUUUAAAAUGCUUUUUUUUAAAAAUAACAUGUCUAUUCUCUAACGCCCGAGAAGAAUUUUUCCGUCCGGAUUUCAAUUUUUAAUCCAUCAAAUUGCUGCGAAAAGCGUUUCGAAUGUAUACGAAAGAGCCGAUAAUAAACUGGAAAAUAACGCUGUUGUUUCCGUUUUGAAACUGAAUAA